Molecule: messenger RNA, 3619 nt
Organism: Populus euphratica (Euphrates poplar)
Lineage: Eukaryota; Viridiplantae; Streptophyta; Magnoliopsida; Malpighiales; Salicaceae
Exons: 3
Coding region: 649-3411 (920 amino acids)
Source: RefSeq, a predicted model, not a curated record
AAAUGCAGGUGUCGAGGCUACUAAUAUCUAAAAACCAACGAACAUGUAUUUAAUAUUGAUAUAGGAGUCACAAACUUGAAAAUACUUUGUUAUUUAAAAUCAAAUUGACUUUCUCAAAGUAUUUAAUCUUCUUUUAUAUCUUCCAAUAUAAACUUUAUUUUGAAAUUUAAAACUAUAAUCGGAAUCGGAAUCGGAAUCGGAGAGACCGGCAAAUAAAAAAAUAAAUCGAAUUUCAGAGUGAAACCCGUAUUUACCUUAUUGAAAAUGGACUUUCCAUGAUCCAUAUUCCAUGCUUCCAUACAGUAAUUAAACCAAGCAAAGUAGAUCCUCGUUUCUUAACGGCUACAAAUCCAAGCUAUAAAAAUCACAAUCCCGCUAAAGUCUAACGGUUCUGCCUUUUUGCCCUCACUAUUCAAAUCCCAUUCCUCCAACGGUCAACAACCCCCAACUAUAUUUAAAUCCCCCAAGUUAUUUCCAAAACUAGCCGUUGCCAUCAUUCUCCCUUCCCUCUCAACAAACUCUCUCUCUCUCUCUCUCUCUAUCUCUAUCUCAAAUCAGAUCCAUAACAUUAAACAGAUUACUUUUCGACACUCAAUUCAAGAAAUCAGUCAAUAUUUACCCGUAAUCAGUACUUUGGCUAAAGAAUCCAUGGCUGCAAGCAAGAAGUUGGAUUCUCGCUCUCCGAUACCAAGCAGACCAACCAAUCCUGGUUCAAGAAACUCAGAGAUUAGUAAUCCAAUGAGAAGGAGUUUCAGUGGAAGCCCAUUUGUCAAACCCUCUAUUAUUUCCAAUCAAAGAGGAGCAGGAGGCUUUAACCCCAACACGCCUGUUAAUACUCCUUCAGAUUAUCCUCGAAGAAACUCCAUUAGCAGAGAAAAUAUAGUAGUUGCUUUGCCUGGUCACGAGGACAAAGAAAAUGGUAAAGACCAGAAUUGGAAAUCAGUGCGAAUACGUUCACCAGCAAAGGGUGGUGCAAAGAAUUUCAUGUCUCCAACAAUUUCUGCAGCUUCAAAAAUUAAUGCAUCUCCAAGAAAGAAAAUCUUGGCAGACUGGAAUGAGCAAAUUCGCACUUCAAUCUCGUUUUCUGAUACUAAAAGCCCUUUGACGGAAGACUUAUACUCAAAGCCGAGCAAGGGUUUGAAUCAGAAGAAGGAGGUCUCGUUUGAUUCAACAGUCACUUACUUGGGUGACAAUGAGGAUUCCAAAAGUGAGGAACAUGUUGAUUUAAUGGUAGAUUCGCAUUCUAAAGAUGAUUUGAUUGAAGACUUGUACUCAAAGCCGAACAAGGGUUUGAAUCAGAAGAAGGAGGUCUCGUUUGGUUCAACAGUCACUUACUUGGGAGACAAUGAGGAUUCCAAAAGUGAGGAACAUGUUGAUUUAAUGGUAGAUUCGAGUUCUAAAGAUGAUUUGGACAUGUCAUCAGAGAACCUAACUAUGGAGAAGGAUUGUGUUAAUCUUGAUCCAAGUUUUGAGAUUAGUCCAAGGGUUUCUUCUUCAUUUCCAAACCCUGCUUUGGCACCUCUUGAUGCAGAUCCAUCAGUGCCUACUUAUGAUCCUAAGACUAAUUACCUCUCACCAAGGCCUCAGUUUCUUCGUUAUAGGCCCAACCCUAGAAUUGAGCUUUAUCUAAACAAGGAAAGAGAUGGCCAACCACUUGAGGAGAUCUUUGCAUCUGGGUGCUCUUCGGAAACUGAAGUUAGUGAAGCAGAAGACAGUCACUCUGAUGAUUCACGGAAAGAAUCGGAUGCUUCUUUGGCUGAUGAGGAGAAAGAAUCGGAUGCUUCUUCAAGUGAUGAGGUGAAAGAACAAGAGGAGUUGGAAGAGUUGCUGCUAGCAUCCGAGCCCAUUUCCAUUGGUACUUAUGUUGAGGAGGAGGAGCUACUUGUAUCUGAACCCAAUUCCAUUGGUACUUCUGUGGAGAACGCUGAAGAGAAAAGGGUGCCUAAAUCACGUUUCUAUACAAGAAGAAAGUUCAUCGCUUUGCUUUCGGUCCUGACUGUUGGAUUUUUAUAUGUUUCAGUUUCUAAAUCCCAAGUCAUGGAUACUUCUGUGCUCAAUAACUUCACCUUUUUCGAGCCAUAUGUCCCACCUGAAUUCUCAGAGUAUAACAGGCAAACUUUUGAUGUUCUAGCUCAAAAGGUCCAGCUUUGGCUACAUCAGUCUCUGUGUUACACGCAUAAUCUGAUAAACUGCUUCAGAGGCGUGCACAUUUUGGGUCCUUUUCAGUAUGCUAAUUUGACCGUUUUGCUCAAGGAUGACAUAGUUGAUAGUCAAUUUGUAUUUGACCAGAGCAUUUUAAGAUCGAAAGUUAAGUAUGAAGAGAAAGUUUUGGAGUCCAUAAAGGGGGCAGAGGUCAACAUUAAUCUAGCGGAUGAAGAAGAUCAACCAAGGGCAGUUGACGAGAACAUUGAAUUCGUAGGAGAUAAAAAUGAAUGGGAUUUUAAUAGCGCUCCGGAUUCUGAAGAGUUUAGUGCUCCCGAGUCCAUAAAGGGGGCAGAGGUCAACAUUAAUCUGUCGGAUGAAGAAGAUCAACCAAGUGCAUUUGAGGAGAACAUUGAAGUCGUAGGAGAUAAAAAUGAUUGGGAUUUUGAUAGUGCUCCGGAUUCUGAAGAGUUUACUGUUCCCGAGUCUGAAGUAGCAAAUCUGCGCCCCGGAUCUGGGGUGACUGAAACUGGUAAGUCAGCACAAGAAGUCAUCCAAGAAAGUGCUGAAACUGCUGCCAACGUUUUGGAGCUUCAAAGUAACAUGGUCCUUGAAGACCAGUCUGUUCUGAUCCCACAGGCUGCAGAAAUUCAACAAGAAAUCUUGAAUUCCAUGCCAUCUCAAGGUAUAAAUGAUAUUAGUACUGCAGGUAUUGUGUCCCCUGCAUCAGAGGUCAAUUUUGAAAUACUUGCAGGUUCUGAAACAGAAAAUCUACGGAGUUCAGAAUUAGUGAACGCACGCCCAGCACAGAUAAUGGUGGGAAUUUCCUUGAUUGUUUUCAGUCUACUUGGAACAGCCUUCGUUUAUAUGAAAAGUCAAACCCCCACAACUCGAUAUGCUGCAUCUGCAGUGGAUCAAAUGCCAGCCACUAAGAAACUGGAUGAUAGCCCAUUGCCAGUUGCAGCAGAACAUACAGACAUUGUUGGAGAGUUAUGCCCAUCGGAAAUGAGCAGUUUCAGCUUGUCCUACAGCAAGAAAGGACAGGGGGGUACAAGUGAAGCUCAUAGCUGUGAGAGGAAGCCUAGGAAGAACAUUUACAGGAGAGAAUUCAUGGCUUCGCCGGAUUACUCUGUUGGCUCCAUGGGUUCGCCUUCUUACGGCAGUUUCACCACGUAUGAAAAGAUUAGCAAGCAUGGAAUUGAAGAUGAAGAGGUGAUCACUCCAGUUAGGCGCUCUAGCAGAAUUAGAAACCAAGUCACAUUUCCGUGACCCACAAAUCAAAAGCAAUUUCUGAAUGUGUCCUCUCUAGUGAUUGAAUUGCUAUUUAAUUGCGGAGUUAGAUUGUUUCAUUGUUUGUGAUUAAGCAGUGAUUCUGUAGUUUUCCAUUGUUAAUACAGGUUUUCUUUUUCUUUUUGUUUUGCUUAGCAAUUUUUUAACCAAAUAUGGCAAAUAUGGCAAUUGAGCUGAUGUUGUUGCA